Penicillium daleae is the source of this 1419-nucleotide messenger RNA. RefSeq lists its product as uncharacterized. Gene Ontology annotation, biological process: response to hydrogen peroxide; hydrogen peroxide catabolic process. NCBI's taxonomy places the organism in Eukaryota, Fungi, Ascomycota, Eurotiomycetes, Eurotiales, Aspergillaceae. Gene Ontology annotation, molecular function: catalase activity; heme binding. Bases 1 to 1419 code for a protein of 472 amino acids. The record is from RefSeq and is a predicted model, not a curated record. Gene Ontology annotation, cellular component: mitochondrion; cytoplasm; peroxisome. The transcript has 8 exons.
AUGCCGAGCCCUCAUUUUACUCUGGCGGAAGGCCAGCCGGUCUCUGACCCAGCCACCAGCAUGACCUUGCCGACUCUAGGCGGUGGUGGCCUCACGACCUUGGGAGAUACACUCCUCAUCGAAACUCUCACUCAUUUCAAUCGCGAGCGUAUUCCCGAGAGAGUUGUCCAUGCUAAGGCAGCUGGUGCUUGGGGCGAGUUCGAAGUAACCAAUGAUGUUUCCUCGCUCACCUCGGCCAAGUUCUUGAAUGGAGUCGGCAAGAAGACUCGAGUCUUGUUCCGCCUUAGUACAACCGGCGGCGAAAAAGGCAGUGCAGAUACCGUCCGCGAUGUGCGAGGUUUCUCUGUGAAGUUCUUCACUGAGGAAGGAAAUCAUGAUAUUGUGGGAAAUCAUAUCCCUGUCUUCUUCGUGCGCGAUCCCAUUCGCUUUCCCUCCCUGAACAGGAGUCACAAGAGGCACCCUUCGACCAAUCGUCCCGAUUGGACUAUGUUCUGGGACUUCCACGUCAACCAACCCGAAAGUGUCCAUGCUUUGAUGCAUCUUUUCGGUUCCCGUGGCAUUCCUAACUCCAUUCGUCGCGUCACUGGAUUUGGUGUGCAUACCUUCAAGAUGGUUACUGCUGAUGGCCGAUUCCACUACUGCAAGUUUCACUUCCGCCCUGUUGAUAACAUCACGCACUUCUCGAAAGAAGAGGCGACUCGCAUGGCCGGAGUGAACCCCGAUUUCCAUAACCAGGAUCUGUGGUGUGCCAUAUUCCGUGGCCACUUCCCUGUCUGGAAGCUCUAUGUUCAAGUCAUGGAGCCCGAGCAGGCUGAGACGUACGGUCGGGGCCUGUUUGACAUCACCAAAGUCUGGUCUCACAAGGAAUUUCCCCUGAUCGAAGUUGGCAAGAUGACUCUCAACAAGAAUCCUGAGAACUACUUCGCUGAGAUUGAACAAGCGGCAUUCUCACCUUCAAAUAUGGUGCCUGGGAUUGCCAUGACGCCCGAUCCUAUGCUUCAAGCUCCUCCUCCUCCAAAUCGUGCUAUCUGCCCCGUUUACGCACCAUAUGAGAGAGAUGGCAUGAGCGUACAUACUCGCAACUAUGGCGGUGAUCCAAACUACGUGCGCAGUACGCUGAGUCCUGGCAUUCCCAGCCAGGUGAUCUCGGAUGUGCGGCACACCGAACCCAUUGAGCGUUCUGCCGUCCUGGGCAAGAAUGAAAUUGCGGUUGAUGACGAGGACUAUGUACAGUCUCGAGAGUUGUGGAACAGAGUUUUCGAUGAGUCUGAGCGGAGACAAUGGGUCGAAAAUGUUUCGGAGACAUUGGAAGCCGUUCCUCCUGAGUUGAAGCAAGCGGUGAUUGCCAUGUUUGGCAAGGUUGAUCCAAGCAUUAGACAGUUGAUGGCCGCCAAGGGCAAGGAGACCUCACACCUUUGA